Messenger RNA from Gossypium raimondii (Peruvian cotton), 987 nucleotides. Its product is annotated as heavy metal-associated isoprenylated plant protein 47. Bases 500 to 820 code for a protein of 106 amino acids. The record is from RefSeq and is a predicted model, not a curated record. The transcript has 3 exons. Gene Ontology annotation, molecular function: metal ion binding. Lineage: Eukaryota; Viridiplantae; Streptophyta; Magnoliopsida; Malvales; Malvaceae.
AGCAAUUUAUGUUCUUUGUUAAUGGAGGUGAUUACUUCCGAAGAAAUCUUCGAAGUGAUGUUUAUCAAAUACUCAAUUGAUUCUUUGGUAGAAAUUGCUUCUUGUUGUGUUCUCUUGAGAGUCGAUUUAUAGAGUCGAAAGUACUUCAAUUAGUAAACCUGUAAGACUCAAAAGAAGUGUUAAUACAGUUUACUUACAUGUGAGUACUCAAACCUCGAGGCUUAUAAAACUCUUACUUACAACCAUAGCAUCAAUUGGACUACAUGGCUGAAGUAAAACCACUCUAAAUUGUCACAUCACCAAAAGGUUAUACCGCCACCACCACUAGGAGACAAGGAUGUGAACCACUCACCUAUGAGAUGCUUACUCGUAUGAAAACCCUCUCGCCUCAUUAGAAAGGAAGAGAAGACACCUUUUCUCUCUAUCCAUCUCCCUAACCACCCUUCUUCUGCAACGGCUCUCUGCCCUUCUUAGGCAAAAGAUAGUUCUUAAAGUGUCAAUGCAUUGCAGCAAAUGCCGAAAAAAAGCUUUAAAAGUAGCUGCUGUUGCAUAUGGGGUGACAUCGGUGGCACUACAUGGACCAGAAAAGGACAAGCUAAUGAUAUUAGGUGAUGGGGUGGAUGCAGCAUGUUUGACCGAGGCAUUAAGGAAGAAGCUUUGUCAUGCAAGCAUUGAAAUAGUUGAAGAAGUGAAAGAUACACCCAAACCAGUAGAUCCGCCAAAGCCCCCGUCUCCUCAAAUUAUAAUCUGUCAACCACAGCCGUUUGAAUAUUAUAGAGUGGUUCCUGAUCCUACUCCAGCUCCUUGUACUAUUAUGUGAAACUAAAAGCACAUUACUAUCAGCAAUAAGGCCAUGUUGAUUAGCAAUGUAACUCCAAUUAUAGGCCUGCCUUUUUUUUCCUUAUUCUUAGCUCUGUUUUAUGUUACCAAUAGGUUUGUCUCUAUGUAUUGUGUGGGUUUGAGUAAAUUCAACUUUUUUUCAAAAAA